AUGCCUAAGACGGGCGAUGGAGCAGCUGCGCAAGGAGACGAACAGGUCAAACAAGACGACAAAUUCUUUGCCUCUUCAGUAAUCAUCACAGUCAGCGUCGGCACGGGCAAACACAAGCGAAUUUACAACUUGCAUGAAGAUGUCCUGGUUACACAAUGCCCUUUCUUCGAGAAGUGUCUUCGCUCAGGUAUGAAAGAGCAAGUAGAACAAGCCGUCAAUCUUCCGGAGGACAAACCCGAGUCAUUCGAAAUUGCGGUUAAAUGGAUGUAUGCUGAAAAGGUGCCGACGAACAUCGACGACGUCCGCAUUGGGGCUGCGUACAUCCUUGCCAACAAACUCUGUAUGGCAGAACUUCAGAACGCGCUUGUCGACCAGUUUCGGGCGAUCUGCAGGAAAGGUUCGUUCAAUCUACUAAGUGCUGUGACUUGGAUUUGGCAGCAAACUCCAGAGGGUUGCAAGUUGCGAGAAGUGUCCUUGGAUCAGCUUCACUUUGCAAUCCUCAAGUCCCCAGCUUCGUACAAGAAAGCCGACGGGUUCGAGAAACUGAAGACCGGCGGCAAAUUGGUUACUGAAAUGUACUGGAAAAGUGUAUACCAGAAGCAAAGCGCAAAUCCGGCCUUUCUGACAGGAUGUGUCUACCACGUCCAUGAGGAUGGCAAGAAGUGUACAUAA
Exophiala xenobiotica is the source of this 672-nucleotide messenger RNA. RefSeq lists its product as uncharacterized. The record is from RefSeq and is a predicted model, not a curated record. Bases 1 to 672 code for a protein of 223 amino acids. The transcript has 2 exons. NCBI's taxonomy places the organism in Eukaryota, Fungi, Ascomycota, Eurotiomycetes, Chaetothyriales, Herpotrichiellaceae. Gene Ontology annotation, molecular function: protein binding.